Molecule: messenger RNA, 4686 nt
Organism: Sinocyclocheilus grahami
Lineage: Eukaryota; Metazoa; Chordata; Actinopteri; Cypriniformes; Cyprinidae
Product: serine/threonine-protein phosphatase 6 regulatory ankyrin repeat subunit A-like
Exons: 26
Coding region: 438-3320 (960 amino acids)
Molecular function (GO): protein binding
Source: RefSeq, a predicted model, not a curated record
CGGGGGAAGCAUACAAAAAGCGCUGACUUCCUGUAUUUUCUUAUAACGAAUGAAUACGUUACGCAGAACAUAAGCGAGUGGGUUAUAAUAUCUGAAAACGAUAUCGCUGUGGAUGCCACUGCUGUAAAUGCGGAUUGUUUACAGCAGCCCUAGCAUCCUUUCCUCCCUCCCCUUUUCCUUUUUCCCGGAGCGCCGGAGCGCUGGUGGCGAGGCAGCGGCUACAGCAGCUCCCGCUGACCGAAGAUAGCGCCUGCAGAGCCGGCCACGGCCGUCACAUCACCCCGGGCCCCUGGAGGGUGCCAUCCAGAGCAAAGCAGGAAGCAAGCUCAUUGUGCAGCAUCAUUCUUCCGUGAAGAAAAGCGCACAGCCACUUCUGGAUUUUAUUCAUCUUCACCUCCAGGUCUUUUCAGGAGUUUGGAUGUGCAGUUUCACAUGAUAUGGCUGUUCUUAAACUAGUCGACCAGCCACCCCUCAUCCAAGCCAUCUUUAAUGGAGACCCCGAUGAGAUUCGUGUGCUCAUAUGUAAAUCAGAAGAUGUCAAUGCACUGGACGCUGAGAAGCGAGCUCCCCUUCAUGCAGCAGCCUUCCUCGGAGAUGCUGAGAUCACAGAGCUCCUCAUUGUGUCAGGGGCACGGGUCAAUGCCAAAGAUAACAUGUGGUUGACUCCACUACACAGGGCAGUGGCAUCACGUAGCGAGGAGGCAGUUCGCGUGUUGAUCCGUCAUUCUGCCGAUGUUAACGCACGGGAUAAGAACUGGCAGACUCCGUUGCAUGUCGCUGCCGCCAACAAGGCUCUGCGCUGUGCUGAGGUCAUCAUCCCGCUCCUGAGUAGCGUCAACGUUUCAGAUCGUGGGGGACGCACCGCCCUGCACCAUGCUGCCCUUAAUGGGCACACAGAGAUGGUUAGCCUUCUCCUGGCCAAGGGUGCCAAUAUCAAUGCCUUUGACAAGAAAGACUGCCGUGCACUGCACUGGGCAGCAUAUAUGGGUCACUUAGAUGUAGUGUGUUUACUGGUGAGUCAAGGGGCCGAGAUCAGCUGCAAGGACAAGAGAGGAUACACACCUCUACACGCUGCUGCUUCCAAUGGUCAGAUCGCUGUGGUGAAACGCCUGCUCAGCCUGGCUGUAGAGAUAGAUGAAGCCAAUGCCUUUGGGAACACAGCGCUGCAUGUGGCCUGCUUUAAUGGACAAGAUGCAGUAGUCAGUGAGCUGAUCGACUACGGUGCUAACGUCAGUCAGCCGAAUAACAAGGGCUUCACACCUCUACACUUUGCUGCUGCGUCCACUCACGGUGCCCUGUGUCUGGAGUUCCUGGUCAACAGCGGAGCUGACGUCAACGUCCAAAGUCGUGAUGGGAAAAGCCCUCUUCAUCUGACGGCAGUUCAUGGACGAUUCACACGCUCCCAGACGCUCAUCCAAAACGGUGGCGAGAUUGACUGUGUCGAUAAGGAUGGAAACACUCCGCUGCAUGUCGCUGCUCGAUAUGGCCAUGAACUUUUAAUAAACACUCUAAUCACAAGUGGGGCUGACUGCACCAGAAGAGGAGUACAUGGCAUGUUUCCUUUGCAUUUGGCCGCUCUGAAUGCUCACGCCGCCUGCUGCCGGAAGCUUCUCUCCUCAGGCUUCCAAAUCGAUACGCCAGACAACCUGGGGAGGACGUGUUUGCAUGCCGCAGCUGCAGGCGGGAAUGUGGAAUGUGUGAAGCUAUUGCUCAGCAGUGGAGCCGAUCAUAACCGCAGGGACAAACAUGGAAGGACCCCUCUCCACUAUGCGUCAGCUAGUCGACACUUUCAGUGCCUGGAGACUUUGGUGUCCUGCGGUACCUGCAUUAAUGCUACUGACCAGUGGGGGCGCUCUGCUGUGCACUACGCUGCUGCUUCUGACCUGGACAGGAGGCGGCGUGUGGUCCUGGAACCAGAGAGUGAAGGAGUUCAAGCUGAGAGGGAGAAGGAGGCAGCCCUGUGUCUUGAGUUCCUGUUGCAGAAUGGUGCUGCCCCAUCACUCAAAGAUAAACAAAGCUACAGUGCUGUUCAUUAUGCUGCAGCGUACGGCCACAGACACUGUCUGAAACUGCUUUUGGACAGAGAUGAGAACCAACAUGAUGAGAUGGAGAACAGCCAAACCAGAAGCCCAUUGCAUCUGGCCGUGAGUCCAAGUUUACACCUGACCCCUCUAAUGCUGGCAGUAAUGGGGGGUCAUGUGGAUGCUGUGUCUCUUCUAUUGGAGCGUGAGGCCAGUGUGGACUUGGCUAAUAAACAGGGUCUGACUGCUCUGCACCUGGGGCUCUUGUGUGGACAGGAGGAAUGUGUUCAGUCGCUGGUGGAGCUUGAGGCAUCUGUGCUGCUGGGGGACACCAGGGGUCGGACAGCCAUCCACCUGGCUGCAUCGAGGGGUCACGCGUCCUGGUUGAGUGAAUUGCUCAAUAUUGCGUGUUCUGAACCCCCGAUACCUCCAUUACAAGACAACCAGGGAUACACACCCUUACACUGGGCCUGUUACUAUGGUCAUGAGGGCUGUGUAGAGGUCCUACUCGAACAAAGAGAUUUUCGUCACUUUGAUGGGAACCCCUUCACCCCGCUACAUUGUGCUGUGGUCAAUGACCAGGAGACCUGUGCCAACCUUUUAUUAGAAGCCAUGGGAUCAAAGAUUGUAACUUGCAAAGACUCCAAGGGCAGGACACCUCUCCACGCAGCUGCAUUUGCUGGCCACAUAGACUGUGUUCAGCUGCUCCUGGCCCAUAGUGCAUCUGUGGAUGAGGUUGACCAAUCAGGGCGCAGUACCCUGAUAAUGGCAGCGGAGAAAGGAAGAGUCGAAGUUUUAGAAGCUCUACUUACUAGUGCCAAUGUGAACCUCAAUCUGACUGACCAGAAGGGCAAUACAGCUCUCCAUCUAGCCUGCAGUAACGGAAUGGAGGAAUGUGCAUUGCUCAUUCUUGGAAAACUUCCAGACUCUGCCCUCGUCGCUACAAACGCUGCACUGCAAACACCUCUGCAUUUGGCUGCUCGCAGCGGGAUGAAGCAGACAGUGCAAGAGCUGCUCUCUCGUGGGGCCAGUGUUCAAGUACUAGAUGAGAAUGGUCUCACCCCUGCUCUGGCUUGCGCUCCCAGCAGGGAAGUGGCUGACUGCCUGGCUCUUAUUCUGGCUACCAUGAUGCCUUUCUGCUCCCCUUGCAGCUCUGGAGCUCCUUCGCCAGGCGCCCUGCUGAAAUCUCUGCCCCGCCAGGCCAAGAGCACCCAAGGCCCCCGCAGUCCAAGGGACCCCUCUGGCCCCUCCAGUGAGGGCACGACCACCGAAAACGACUCGGACUCAGAGACAUUUUGACCCCGACUCCUUCUAGAUGCACCGGUCAUAGUUUUCAAAGCACAUAUUGUCAUGAACCUUACAGUUGUACAGAUUUUUGAUUAUGGAGCACAGCCUCUAUAACAAGAGAAUAUGACAUAUAGCACACAUGGUACGCUUUUGUUCUGCCACACUUGUUUGCACAGGAGAUUUUUUCGAAAGCCGUUUUAAUCAGUUUAACACAGGUUGAUUGAUGAUGGAUUGCCAAAUGUUGGCUGACUUGUCACACUUGAAGGAUGAUGAUGUAAAGUGCAAAGUGGUGUGUCUUAAUCUGUGGACUUUUGAAAGCACAAACUCAUUUCACCCUUGUUGGGACCAAUCAGGAAACAAGAAAUCAAAUUUUUGGAAUAACAGGGGAAUUGGCGUCACUGUUACCAACCUUACUUAAUAUUUAUUUGUAAUUAAAGGCUGGAAUACACCACACAACUUUUCCCAGAUUUUUGCCCCGAUUCACAGUCUUGACGAGUUGAUGCAGUUGCGGUCAGAGCCGUAUUACAGAUUGACAGAUCGAAAUGACUUGGUGUGUGAUUAUCAGCCAUUUAAAAAUCUUUUCAGAUUUGAAAAGUUGUGUAGUGUAUUUCAGUCUUAAGACUAGUUAGACUGAAAGUCUAAAGUCAUGAAAUCCAGUGUAAUGUGAUGAAAAAUCCAAUGCAAGUUCUCCAUUUCUGAAUCGUACACCAGUUGUACUUUACACAUUAUAUUUGACAUGUUGUGAAAAGAAGACUCUUUAGAUUUAUAUUGCAAAAAGAGCAUUUUUAAUCCACUUAGAUAACAACAUUUCUAGGCCUUGAUGGUCUAAACUUACGUCUGACGCUUUUGGAGAGUGACACUUUUGCCACUCGGUUCCUUCUCCGACAUAAAGACAGUGUUCAGAUAAUACUUCUAUUCAGGUUGAAUUUUAGAUUCUAGUGAGAGGGCAUAGCAUGUUAUGUGAACCAUGAUGUUCUCAAGCCUGUACCGAUAUUUAUUAACAUUUAGAUAACAAUGGUACUACAGCGGUAUGCACUUAUGUAUAGGAGUAAAUGGGUGUUUAAAGGAUUAUAAUUCUGGCAUUGUUUACUCAUGUCAUUGUUUUUGUGGAACACAAGAAGAAUCUUAAUGUGGCUCUUUCCAUACACCAAUACUAUGUCUGUCAAGCUCUAAAAGUGACAAAUAAAUACCUCCAAAAGAGCUACAUACUGUAUUCCAAGUCUUCUGAAAUCCUACGAAAGCUUUGUAUGAGAAAGAGGCCAAAUUUAAAGCUGUAAUCCACUGAUAAUAUUUCCCUUCAUUGAGCUGUUGGUUCUGGAUCAUUGUGUUAGUGAAAUGAACAGAAUUGUGAACAAAUCAACCAAUUUAUCAAAAAGAA